GAACUCCGGCCACCGGCGACCUCCGCAACCCCACCCCCACCCCCACACCACCAGUUCGCCGCGCUGCCGCGUAGAGCACGCUCACCUCCCAGUGCUCCCACCGCCGCGUGGAGCGCAGCUCCAGGCUCAAAUCCCAGAAUUUUGCGGUUUGCAUUAUCUGCAGGUAGGCAUAAAGCUUAAUGUCUCUGUCAAAUGGCGAAACCAGUGCUCCGGUCUCUCCUCAGCGUAUCUUCACUUCUCCACCGUUCGAUCUCUUUCAGAUCGGGGUUCAAGUCAUGUGAGUGGAAUGUGAGUGUGACUCGAAAAUCAAUGUAAAUCGGAGCUCAUAUAAAACGGAGCGAUUUCGUUUUGCUAGCGGUAAAAUUGAACGAACACUAUGAAUCCGAUGGGGAUGCCUCCAUUUAACCAGGCCCUACCGCCGUGGGGCCCGCCACCGCCGCCGCAGCUGCCGCAUAUGCCCCCUCCAUCUGCUUCGUUCUGGACUUCGGCAAACGUGAGCAGCCGCCUCAAAGAACUUCACGACACUUUAAACCUCGCCAAAGCCAUGCAGAAAGAGUUGGAGAUGUUGAUUCGGAUGAAAGAAGGGGAUGGGAGUAGUGAAGGUGAAGAUUUUGGGCGUGGCAACGUGUCGAUUAGUAGGUUUUCUAGGUUCAUGAAGGACAACGGUAUUGGAGUUGAAUUUCAAGAAACGAUGUCGUUGAGUACUGCAAAUGCUGUGAUGUCGAAGCUCAGAUUUCUUCUGGAGCCAUUCAGGGUUGUUGCGGAUGAGAACAGUCCUUGGGAGGAGAAGUCUGCUGUGAAAAGGUUGGCUGAUAAAAUGGAGAAGUAUAAAAGAAAUAAACUAUGGCGGAAAAGGAAAAGGAGGCGCGUGGCGGAGAACUUAGCUAAGGAGCAUGAGCAAUUUGAUAAAAUAGAUAAGGAAGCGGAUGAAUGGAGGAAAAUGGAGAUAGCCAAAGACAUUGCUCAACAGAAGGUAGAAAAAAUGAAGGAGAUAGCCAAGCUUAAGGCAAAAGAGGAGAAGAAAAGACUGGAAUCCGAGCUUGAGCUGGUGUUGAUUGUCGAAAAGCUGCAGGAACUACGUUCUCUCAGAAUACAAAAAAUGAAAAAACAAGGCCAUUUUCUUCCAGAAGAGGAUGACAAAUUUCUUGAACGAGUUAGAGCUGCAGUUGAGGAGGAAGAGCGACUAUCAAUGGCUGCUGUGGAUACAGAUGCUGCUAAAGAUGCUAUUGCUACUAUUAAGGAAUCAAGAAAACACAUCAAGAGUCAUACACCAGAUGCAAAACAACCAGACGUCAAUGAUAGUGGAGAUACAGAAACCCAAAACCAGAAACCUGAUACAGACAGCGACAGGAUUUCAAAGAACACCUCCCAUGAUGAAUCUAGAAAACCUAAUGCCGCUGGACCUGGUUUUGGCAGUGCCUACGAUUCCGUUGCUAAUUUACCCAUGGAAUUUUACCAUUAUUAUCAUGGUAGUAACACCGAUAUGGGCACACUCAUCGAGGUGAGAAGAACAUGGGAUGCAUACAUAAGACCUGGAGGAAGCCGCACACCAGGGCACUGGGUUCAACCGCCACCUCCAGCAGAUGAGAUAUGGGCAUCCUACUUGGUAAAACCUAAAUGAUCUUAACCUCGGAUGGGAAGCUGGCUUUGCCGAAUAAGCUCCCUUGCUGGCAUGUCUAGCCACUGGACGUCCUUCUUGGCUCUGAGAAGUCGAGAACUGAAAAUGACGCGAGGCUAGGAGGUCUUCAUCUUGAUGGAAUAGAUUAUAGAACAAGAAGAAUGCUAAUGAUCUCAGGAGACAUCGUGUUCCCAAUUCUCUCUCUCUCUCUCUCAGCAUUCAACUUCAAUUUAGAAAAAGGCCAAUGGAGUUGAAAAGCCUAGUUGCUGUGCAUGGUUCUGCUCAAUUUUUUGUGCAAUAUUAGAAGGAGAAUUGGAAGCCGCCGCAGAGAUAAUUUUGAAGGAGUUUAUGAGUUCUGAAAACAUCUUUUAAAUCCUCUCGAUCUUGCGAUUAAUUCGUUCCCUGCUGUACUAUAAAAACUUUUUUGCUCAAUUUUAUGUAAAUUGAUAUCAAGUUUUGCUCAAAA
Salvia miltiorrhiza (redroot sage) is the source of this 2084-nucleotide messenger RNA. RefSeq names its product U11/U12 small nuclear ribonucleoprotein 59 kDa protein-like. Bases 377 to 1621 code for a protein of 414 amino acids. The record is from RefSeq and is a predicted model, not a curated record. The transcript is spliced from 10 exons. NCBI's taxonomy places the organism in Eukaryota, Viridiplantae, Streptophyta, Magnoliopsida, Lamiales, Lamiaceae.